Molecule: messenger RNA, 924 nt
Organism: Ambispora leptoticha
Lineage: Eukaryota; Fungi; Glomeromycota; Glomeromycetes; Archaeosporales; Ambisporaceae
Source: the annotation of a GenBank genome assembly
AUGUUCCGGCAACAACAAAGUAUUGGAGUUGGCGUUAAUAAUGCAGCUAUUGGUGGUGAUAGCCUAUAUAAUCAGCAUCAGCAACAACAGCGACAACAAAGCGUUGUUAUUGGCGGUGAUGACCCGAACCAGAAUAUGCAUAAUCAGCAACAGCAACAACAACAACCUGCAUCAUUAAAUAAUUCAUUACAGGAAAUUAAUAUUCCACCCACCGAGCUAUUAAAUCAGCCAAACUUAACAGAAAUGACAGAAAUGAAGAACAGCGUUAAUAAUAACAGUACUAACCAUAAUGCGAAUAACAUUCAUAAUGCAAACAGCAUUUACAUCAACAAUAAUGCCAGAAAUAUUUUAUCAGAAAAUGGACAACCCAAUACAAUCUCUGAUACAAAUCCAUUCAGAAGUGUCGUCCCACCCCCACCAGAUAAUAUUAUUUGCCAUGAACAUUGUGGAUUAGAGUUUAUUAGUGCGAAGGGUUCGUCGGGUUUUGGUCAUUGUUGGUGUAUGGGUCCGAAUAAAGUGUGUAGAAUAUGUGGGUGCGGACCUGUAAGCCAUUUCCACGACAAAAUCAAAUUAACAACCGAAACCCAAACCAUCGAUCAAGUUCUCGAAGACAUGAAAGCACAAUACGAUAUUGCCGAUCAAAAACACCGAAAAAUUAGUGCCAAUACAAACACCUACCAAUCCACAUUAAAAAGUCUCGAAGCGGCAGCUGACGACAAAUACCGUGAAAUCCACAAACUCUGUAUCGAUCUAAGCAAGGUUUGUAGUCGUUUUAAUUUUGUCGACGAAUUACAUGCAAAUAUCGAGAAUAUGAAACAGGAUGCACGCGCGAUGCAAAACAAUGAUAUGCGAAAUAAAGCCGAGAUGGAAAUUAGGAAACUUGAAAAGAUGGCGAAUGAUUUGUCGGCAAAACAGAUGAAAUGA